Styela clava is the source of this 4312-nucleotide messenger RNA. RefSeq names its product retinoic acid receptor RXR-alpha-B-like. Gene Ontology annotation, cellular component: nucleus. Gene Ontology annotation, biological process: regulation of DNA-templated transcription. The record is from RefSeq and is a predicted model, not a curated record. NCBI's taxonomy places the organism in Eukaryota, Metazoa, Chordata, Ascidiacea, Stolidobranchia, Styelidae. Gene Ontology annotation, molecular function: zinc ion binding; nuclear steroid receptor activity; sequence-specific DNA binding.
UUUUUGUUAUUAUUUCCAGUGACUUCCAACUUUUCCAUUCCCUUUUAUGUAGCAAUGAAAUGUAGGCAGGUUUUUUGUGUGAUAUAUAUUGUGUAGUUAUAAAGUGGAGCGCAAACAUUUAAAAUGUCUCAACAACCCGGAUCGCAAGGAAUGCCAAUGCAUUCUGGACAGUUUCCAAUCGGAGUUAGCUUGCCGGAAGGAAUCUCUGUGAGACCGUAUGGAGCUGGAUUUACGACUUCAGGGACUCCUAUUUUUAUGCCCGAUCCUGUUCGUCUGGCACAUGCUCAGAACCCACUCAUGAACCUAAGAGAUUUCCAAGCGGGUCAGUUACCACCUGGUCUACUUGUUGGACAUCAGUCCAUGCACCAUCCUGGACUCACAGCAACGUCCAGUGGAGACCAAUCGAGGAAUGCUGGCUCCAUGUCAUCAGGGUUACCACAUAAUUACAUGUUUUCCCCGGGAAAUAAUCAGACACCUGACAGUAGUACUGAGACUGGUUUACAGACACCAAUUUCUCGAUCUCAUUCAACACAGCCAGAUAUGAUGAUGCCUGGAAAUAUUACGAUAAAACAGGAGGUUGUAUCUCCUCCUGUAUUGUCAUCUUCUAAUGAUGGAAUGGGAAACCAGCUAUUACAAUACAAUCAACUCUCUUCAAGCGAUGGAAGCCAAUCUGCAACUAAUCUUGAGAGUGGAGGAAUGUUUUCUACUAUGUCCAGUAUGGCAAUGGCUAAACACAUUUGUGCUGUUUGUGGCGACCGCGCAUCCGGAAAACAUUACGGUGUUUACAGCUGCGAAGGAUGCAAAGGUUUUUUCAAGAGAACAGUUCGGAAAGAUCUGACAUAUACAUGUCGAGACAACAAAGACUGUGUGAUUGACAAGAGGCAGAGAAAUCGAUGCCAAUAUUGCAGAUAUCAAAAAUGUCUAUCAAUGGGAAUGAAGAGAGAAGGUGAGAAAGCCGUACAAGAGGAAAGGCAAAAAAACAAAGAAUCCGAAGGAAAUGAAAAUGCAAAUCCUAAUGAUGAAAUGCCAGUCGACAAAAUUUUGGAGGCAGAAAUUGUGUCCGAACCUAAAAUGGAACAAGUUGUGGAUUUCGCUCAAGCACAAGAGCAAGCGGAUCCUGUCUCAAACAUCUGUAAAGCUGCAGAUCGUCAAUUAUUUACUCUUGUGGAGUGGGCUAAAAGAAUUCCUCACUUUCCUACUCUACCACUUGAUGAUCAAGUCAUCUUGCUUCGUGCUGGUUGGAACGAACUUCUCAUCGCAUCAUUCAGCCACCGAUCAAUCAAAGUAAAAGACAGCAUACUAUUGGCAAGCGGGCUUCACGUCCAUCGACAUAGUGCCCAUCAGGCAGGAGUUGGUCCGAUCUUUGACAGAGUACUUACAGAACUCGUGUCGAAGAUGCGAGACAUGAUGAUGGAUAAAACAGAAUUGGGUUGCCUUCGUGCGAUCGUUCUUUUUAAUCCAGAUGUGAAAAAUCUUUCUGAUUCCUCGCAUAUUGAAUCGUUACGUGAGAAGGUGUAUGCAUCCCUGGAGGCAUAUUGUCGUUCAAAAUAUCCUGAACAGCCAGGACGUUUUGCAAAACUUCUUUUGCGACUCCCAGCACUACGUUCCAUUGGCCUGAAGUGCCUUGAACAUCUGUUCUUCUUCAAGCUGAUUGGGGAUACGCCCAUUGAUAAAUUUCUCAUGGACAUGCUAGUUGAGUCACCAACACCUACCCAGUACCCAGCUCAGCAAGGAGAUGGAGUGAAUGGUAAUAUGACAUUGUCACCCAAUAACCUAUCAAGCGCAAACACUUGAAGGUAUCGAAGGUUAUCGAUGACUACAGUUUUAUAAUAAUGAAACCGAGCGAUUUUGAGAGUGAAAUGUUGUUUUUGCUCUUAACCUGUUGUCAUGAGACAAUUGCUUAAUUCAGUGUUUUGAUAAUUGAUGAACGCUGGUUAUCGCAGUCAAAGUCGUCGUGAAUAUUAUUUUCAUGGAAACAUAAGAAUUCAAUAAGGAUAUUUUACACUACUUGCAGGUGAAAUAAUCUUGAUACCAUUGCAGGUCUGUAAUUUCCAUUUGUACCAUUGAGAGUUUCAAUUUGAUUACAAUUUUAUUUUUAUGUGCGAAUAUGUAGAAAUUGUUUUUUGUUAUACCUCAAAAAUAUCGUCCUCAGUCCUUACUUUAGAAUCAUACAUGAAGAAAUUCCAACUUUGCUGUCAAUGACAUUACAAAUAGAUCAGAAAUAUUUCAAAAUUAUCCAUCCUAUCGAUGCAUGAUUUUCAUUAAACCAUACCUACAGGCUACAAUGAAAUUUUGCAUCAUGAUCAACAAAGUCUAAAAAAAGUAAUUGAUUCGUGGCAUUGAAAAGCUUAUUUUGUUGAGGUUUUACAGAACAAAAUGGAUUGCGUAGGGCCCAGUUAUGGUAGAGAUACGGAUAAUAAGCAAAUAUUAAGAUUUUGAAACAGAUGCAAACGAAUUCGUCCUUAAAAUUUAUUACAUUUUGACUAAGUACAAAACUACGAUAAAUCAACUCUACCCUACAAGUCUUGCUUGAAUAGAAUAAACAAGUUGAUCUGCACAUGAUUAUAAAUAACUUUUGUUUAAAUUCAAUAAUUUACUACUAGAAUUAAUCUAGUCCAGGCCUAGCGAAUGGCCCACAGCGUCCAAAUGCUAGUUAUGAGUGUACUUUCAUGAUUGUAAUUCUUUAAAAAUCCCUUUCGCGAGUUUUUUCAGCAUAUGACAUUCUUUUAAGUAAAACUUGACUUCAUUGAAUAGUCAGUCGUAGUAUCGGUUCUUUGCGAAUGGGUUUGCUUCUCUGAUUUUGUAAUUAGUUUUAUCUUUUUCACAAGCAUAACCAGCAGGAUGAUUGUAACUCUAUCUCCUUACGUUACAACCCUAAUAAAAAGAGAAAUGUUUUACACUAUAUCAUCCACGCUCAAACAUAUCGACUACAAAUAUAUUGAUUUUCUUAUUUGAACUAAGGUUUCAACAAGUUUGUCGCAAAUGAAAAAGAUAAUAUAUUUUCAGGAUUUUUGUCUAAAAAAAAUUCAGAAAAUAUGUGAAUUACCAAAAUAUAUACUGGUAGGUUAUUGAUCUUUGUAAAAAAAUGCAGGUUGGAAUUUGAGUGGACAACAUUUUUUGAAAGUGAUUUAAGUGUAGUAUGUCAAUUUUGCAACAAAAUGCAUUAAAAUAAGAAGUGCAUUUGAUCAAUAUGUGGCUGAACCAAUUUUUGAAAAAGCAAGAAUCGAUUCUAUAUUGUCAUUCUUUGUCUAUGAAUCGUCAUAAAUAAUCUUGGACAAGCAAUACAUCAAACUUUUUUCAUCCACAUAAAAAAGAUUUCAGAAUCCUGCCUUUUUGUUGUUGGUGGACUUCAAGGAUUUGAAGAAAUUUAUCCAUGAGAAUCAUGUGUAGCAUGUUAUGUUUUGGUCGAGGAUCUGUGAUAUAAACAUGUUAAAAUAAGGCCUUUCCAUUGAAUUAGAUAAUUGUUGGUCAAAGUGCGUUCUGUAAUUGUGAUUUAUUAAUUAUCAUACAAUUUUACUUGUCAUUAAAACAUUACGGCUUGAAAAUUGAAAGAAGUUACAGAAAGAUAUGUUUCCUCUCUCACCGCUGGUUCUUAUUUGAUCAUCACAGCUUAUAUUUUUGAAAACAUGAACCUUUUCUUUUAAAACUAUGUUUCCAGUCAUUUCUUUUAAUGUUAAUGGCAUUACUAUCAUAUAUAAUUAUCUAUCAAAUUAUGAACACUUUUGGGGUAAUCAAAUCGUAAUUUUUCAUCCAUAAUUAAAUUGUAAUUUGUGCAAUAAAAUCAUGGAAGCAUGUGGUUACAUCGAAAAAAAUUGUUUUCUCAUACGUUUAUAGGUAUUUGAGAAUCAUUAUUAGGUUUUUUUUUCUGAUGGGUAAUCCCCGUAAAAAAAUUCAAAGCCAUACUUGAAUAGAGUUUGAUUAGAGCGUUUUAAAAAAAAACUAUAAAAAUUUUAAAUUUCAAUUUAAUCUUCUGUUUAUAAUAAUAAUGUAUGUCGUUUCUCAUUUGUUUUCUAUUAUUUUGAGAUAGCAUUUUGAUUUGAAAAAACUCCAUCUGCGAGAGGACUUUGUUUUUAUCUUAUACCAUUGUUGUCCAAGAAAUGUUUACGUCAAUUGUUGUCCAUUUUUUAAUUUGCUUAAAAAGAACGUUAUUAAAAAAAAGUUGAUUGAUAUGGGGUCUAACUUUUUACUUUAGCUUUUGAUCGUUUUCCAUCUCAGACGAUCUCAUUUGUACAAAAAAAUUUUAGCAAGUUUUUGUUAUGUAACUUAUGUUUCACUAUUGAAGUUUGAAAUUAAAUAUCGAAUCUAAGUGUGA